This is a messenger RNA of Sinocyclocheilus rhinocerous, 10782 nucleotides long. RefSeq names its product histone acetyltransferase p300-like. Gene Ontology annotation, biological process: positive regulation of transcription by RNA polymerase II. The coding region runs from base 1824 to 9662 and encodes 2612 amino acids. The transcript has 31 exons. Gene Ontology annotation, cellular component: histone acetyltransferase complex; transcription regulator complex; nucleus. Gene Ontology annotation, molecular function: transcription coactivator activity; chromatin DNA binding; zinc ion binding. NCBI's taxonomy places the organism in Eukaryota, Metazoa, Chordata, Actinopteri, Cypriniformes, Cyprinidae. The record is from RefSeq and is a predicted model, not a curated record.
CCAUUUUGUUUGUGCUGAGAGAGUGAAGGAGGCAGGAGCGACCGAAAAAAAGACACUCGCGCGACGACCACUGCGACUCUGAGCGCCGCCGGCUCGGUCCUCGCGGAUCCAAACCGGAUAAAACACAACCCGGGCGAUUAGCGGAGGGAGAUUAUAGAUUCUGCCGUGUGGAAAUCAAAGAGCGGACUGGUUUUUCCUUUCUUUUACUGAUCUUUUUUUAAACGAAGCGAAGAGGCGGAAGAGAGCAAUACAUUUAAACGAAGGGAAGCUCGUCAGGGGAAAAGGAAAAUAACAGCGUCACGAAGUGGGAAUAACUGUUAAAUUGCAUCGCCGGUUGCUGGCGGACGACAGCGAAAGUGGGAAAAAUUGCAGGAACUGUGCAAGAGAAGGGAGAAAUUUAAAAGGGAUGAACGCGCAGGGGGGUUCACGGCAUCACAAAGCCUAUGAAGGGGGUUUGAGGACCCCCAGAUUUUGGGGGGUGCAGCUGGCAAUAUCACCCGGAUCGGCAGAUGCUUCAGCGCCGAAAUAUUACUGAAGCACACGUCGUUUCGGUUCAUUCGGUUUUCGACCCACUGCUGUUCCUCUUGCUCUUUCUUAAUGCUCCGCAAGGCUCUUCGUGCAGUGACAAAUUAUUCUUAUUUGCUUGAUGUGUCAGUGCAUUGAAAUAGACGCAUAUGCAUUGACCAACUUCACUUGAUUCCCAUUCUUUAGCCCGUGCACAGCGGACUGCGAGACAACAUCUUGCACUUCAGACGAACUACCGAUUGCGUAGAUGUUCUGUCCAUUAGACAGACACUUUUGAAAUCAUUUCUUUGCGUUUUGCACGCACGAGCUGUGCGCAGUGCAGGGUGGUCUCGUGAAGCAAUGGUCAGAGGUUUUCUGCAAACACUUUGAACUCGUGCAGUGGACACAUUCACACAGAGGGCGCACGAGCCAUAUUCAGAUGUGAAUGCACAAUAAACCAUUUAACUUGUCACUUUGAAGUAUUGUUGCAAAAUACUAAGACACGGACGCUGAAAUAUGCAAGUUGCUUGGAAUCAUCUAAAGUGGUAGCUCGUGCAUGCAAACUGAAGUCAUUACAGUUCUUGGAUGCACAUUUAUCGUGUUAUUUAUUCUGCAAUGAGGAUGAAAGGAAACUUUUACGUGCAUAUGGUUGUUUAAUUCUAUUCCCAUUUCCAAGUAUUUAUUUGUUCUCUCCAUCCAUCUUAAUGACUUGGGAGGAAAUAGAGACAUCGAUGAAGGAGGUGCAAACAUCUGUGUCGAUUUUAAGGAGCAUGAUGGACUUUUAAUCUUCUAAAUAAAGUGAUGCAGGCUGAGAAUUGCACAUGCUAAUAUGCGAAGAGACAUAAUUCUGAAUCUUAGUGUUUGCUCAUAAACAUUGCAUGAAGCCGCACCGGAGCGAGUUCGGUUUCUCGUACACAACGCCUUAAAAAAAAAACCUAACACUUCAGCUCGCCGCCGACAAUGGCGGAAAAGACGGAUGCAAGCAGCGAGGAUAAAUCUCGGGAAAAUUGCUCAGUCGCCGAGGAGGCUACGUGAGUUUGCGGCGAGCUUGCAUGACCGUCUGUCCCUCCCUUCACCUCCUCCAUUCGGAAAUAUACUUUGAGGAACUAAAGACUAGAACAUCUUAAAAGGGAGCAUUAAAGGUGGACUGAACAUUGAAGCAUUGCAUUGCAUGCAUGUAUCGUCCCAUGAAAGGGAAACGGGAAUCCGUCCGGAGCUCGUGAACGAGGAGAGAUUUCAUUUGCACAUCGGCUCGCGACUGCACAGGAAGGGCUAUCCUACGCGGGAUAUAUGCUUUAACACUAAACCGGAGGAAAACUAUGGCCGAUAAUGUGCUGGAAUCCGGUCCGCCUUCAGCUAAGAGGCCUAAAUUGUCUUCCCCGGCUCUGUCGGUCUCCGCGAGCGAUGGAAACGAUUUUGGCUCUCUAUUUGACCUGGAGCAUGACCUCCCAGACGAGCUCAUUAACUCCUCCGACCUGGGCCUUCCUAACGGGAUGGACCCCAGCCAGUUACACACCAGUCUGGGUGGAGGAGGGAUGUCGGGCCCUCUGGGAGGCUCGGGCCAGGACACAGCAGCCAAACACAAGCACCUGUCUGAGCUCCUCCGCCCUGGCGGCCCUCCAUCCACCUCCACGGCCGCCGGCAACCCCGGUAAUGUGCCCUCCUUGGGGAUGAUGGGAGGUCUGAGCGGCACCCCGGUUACUCAGGGACUGGGUGGCCCUCAACAGCAGCAGCCUGGCAUGAUGCCGCAGCCUGGCAUGGUGGCGGGACUGAACCGGGGCAUGAUGGGCGCCCAGAAAGGGAACGGACAGCCGCAGAGCAUGAUGGGAGGGCAGAUGAUGAAUGGUGCGCCUAGAAUGGGCUACGCCAAUGUGAACAUGAAUGCAGGCAUGGUUGGUAACGGGAACAUGCUGCCCGAUGCUCUGCAGCAGACGGCACAGGCAGCAAUGAGACCGCAGCAACCAGGAGCAGUGAACAAGAUGGGAAUGAUGGGUGCUCCAGGACCCUACGGCAGUUCGUAUGGUCAGUGCGGAGGACAGUCCCUUGGGCCUCAGCUCCAAAACAAAGCGGGUCAACCCAACAGCAUUAACCAGUUCAACAUAGACAAGAAACCUCAGCAUGGGCAGAACAUGGUCGGCAUGCAGAGCUCAGGUGUGGUGGGUGGCGUAUCGGGCCCAGGCGGGGCGGCGGCGCCCCCUGCAGCGGACCCAGAGAAGCGUAAACUCAUUCAGCAGCAGCUAGUGCUGUUACUUCAUGCUCAUAAGUGCCAUCGCAGAGAGCAGGCCAACGGAGAGGUCCGCCAGUGCAGCCUGCCCCACUGCAGAACCAUGAAGAACGUCCUUAAUCACAUGACACACUGUCAGGCCGGCAAAUCCUGCCAGGUGGCUCACUGUGCAUCCUCCAGGCAGAUCAUCUCUCACUGGAAGAACUGCACACGGCAUGACUGUCCCGUCUGCCUGCCGCUUAAAAGCGCCGGAGACAAAAGAAACCAGCAGUCUCUGCUGGGAGGUGCUGGGAUGGGCAUGGGUGGUCCGUUAGGUGGGUCAUUACCCGGUGGUCAGCCUUCAGCCCCAAACUUAAACCCACCCAGUCAGAUUGACCCAAGUUCCAUUGAAAGGGCGUACGCCGCCCUCGGACUCACCUACCAGGGCAACCAGGCAUCCAGUCAAAAUCAGCAGACCUCUGUAUCCGCUCAACCCGGCAUGAGGACGCUCAACAAUAUAGGUGGGAACUCAAUGGGAGUGAACGGUGGAGUCGGCUCUCCAAUAACGAACCAGCAUCCAGGAAUGCUGCCUGACGGCAUGCUGCACAGGAACAUGACUCCUCAGAGUCUGAUGAAUGACAGCUCUGGUGUUGGUAGCAUGGGUUCUGCAGCGACAGCCACACCUCCCUCUGCAGGAAUGAGGAAGAACUGGCAUGAAGACAUCACACAGGACCUCCGCAAUCACCUCGUACACAAACUUGUGCAGGCUAUCUUCCCCACUCCAGACCCUGCAGCACUGAAGGAUCGGCGGAUGGAAAACCUUGUAGCUUACGCUCGCAAAGUGGAGGGCGACAUGUACGAAUCCGCCAACAGCAGGGCGGAGUAUUACCACUUUUUGGCGGAGAAGAUUUAUAAGAUUCAGAAGGAGCUGGAGGAGAAGAGGAGAACCAGACUACAGAAGCAGGGUAUGAUGCCAGCUCAGCCUGGCAUGCCCAACAGUGCUCUACCUCAAGCACCAGCUGGCAUGAAUCAGGCACAGCCGCCCAAUGGUCCCCAUUCAGAUCCGUCCUUAGUUCAAGCUGCUGGACCCAAUCAGAUGGUCAACCGCAUGCAGAAUCCUGCUGGUAUGAAUCAGUUUGCCCAGGUGGGGAUGCAACAGCCAAUGGGACAAAGGGCAACGCCACCCCUGCCUAUGGGAGCAAACCUCAAUCAGAUGGGUAUGCAGGGAACACCUCGAAUGACUCAACCCAACGUACCCCAAUUACAAAACCAGUACAUGCAGAACCAGUUUCCAGGCACGGGUGCCGGACUGGGCCAGGGAGCGGUCGGCCUGAACCAACCUGCGGGGCAAGGAGCCAUGCCACAGAAUCAGAUGCCCACUCCACCAUCGCUGGCAGUCAGUAGUCCAGUAGCUCAAACCCAGGCAGCAGUCUCUGGCUCCGGAGCCGCUGUCGGCCCUCAGGGGCCUCCGUCCAACCUCGCCCCACCUGCUCCGCAGCCCGGAUUGCACACGCACUGUCCUCCCUUACGCCAAAACUCCCCUUCUCCUGCACGCAGCCUCACCCCUACCCCUGCCCCGCACCAAACGCCCCCGCAGUUUCCAGGUAACCAGACCCCCCAGCCCCACACACCCACUUCUUCAACCACUAUGGCCCCACCUUCAACGCAGCUGCCCCCGAUGGCUCCGCUACAGCAGCAGUCGCACGGGGGCGGAGCCGCUGGAGGCCCCCAAACAGGGCUAGCGUCAUCUGUGCCUUCCCAGAAUGCACACGGGCUUUGUGCACACCCACACACUCCUCUCUCUCAGAAGUCGUCUCUGACGGCUGACGGUCAGGCCUCAACUCCUGCCUCGGACAGCAGUGCUGAUCCUAGCUCACAGCUAACAUCAUCCGAGCCCACCGCCCCACUCGACCCCAAAACUGAGGUCAAACAGCAGGAAGAAGAGGAUGAGAAUGAGACCGGGGAUAAGGCCUCAGGGAAAAUGGCCGCCAUGCAGACUGAGAUUAAGACUGAGAAGGAGGAGCCUGCAGACGAUGAAUGUAAGACAGAGCCAAUGGAAACAUCGACUGGGUCGACAGCCGAGGACAAGAAGCCGGAAGUCAAAACUGAACCCAAAGAGGAAGAGGCUGCAGGAACGAACAGCACUCCCACAAACACACAAAGCAAGAAGAAAGUAUUUAAACCUGAUGAGCUCCGCCAGGCUUUAAUGCCCACUCUGGAAGCUCUGUACAGACAGGACCCAGAGUCGCUGCCCUUCCGGCAGCCGGUGGACCCCCAGUUACUGGGAAUACCCGUACGUAUUCGAACUAGUAACAAAACUAACCUGGACUACUUUGACAUAGUGAAAAACCCGAUGGACUUGUCCACUAUCAAGCGUAAGCUGGACACGGGUCAGUACCAGGAGCCCUGGCAGUACGUGGACGACGUGUGGCUGAUGUUCAAUAACGCCUGGCUGUAUAACAGGAAGACGUCACGGGUGUAUAAAUACUGCUCCAAACUGGCUGAGGUUUUUGAACAGGAAAUAGACCCCGUUAUGCAGGAGUUGGGGUACUGCUGUGGAAGGAAGUUGGAGUUUUCUCCUCAAACUCUGUGCUGCUAUGGCAAACAGCUGUGUACCAUCCCUCGAGACGCUGCAUACUUCAGUUACCAGAACAGUUCACCCAAAUAUGGGCUUCUUGCUGACAGGUACCACUUCUGUGAGAAGUGUUUCAAUGAAAUCCAGGGGGAGAAUGUAUCCCUGGGGGACGAUCCAACCCAGCCUCAAACGUCCAUCAAUAAAGAUCAGUUUCAAAGGAAAAAGAAUGACACCCUCGACCCUGAGCUACUGUUGGAAUGUGCCGACUGUGGUCGAAAAAUGCAUCGGAUAUGCGCUCUGCACAAUGAGACGAUAUGGCCGUCGGGGUUUGUUUGUGACGGCUGUCUGAAAAAAGCCAAUGCAACAAGGAAGGAGAAUAAAUACACUGCAAGGAGACUUCCUCAGACAAAGCUUGGGAGCUUCCUGGAGACACGAGUGAACGAGUACCUGAAGCGCCAGAAUCUUCCAGAAACCGGUGAUGUCACCAUCCGUGUGGUUCACGUCUCUGAUAAAGUGGUGGAAGUCAAACCUGGCAUGAAGUCCAGGUUUGUUGAUAGCGGUGAAAUGUCAGAGUCAUUCCCGUACAGGACGAAAGCUCUGUUUGCGUUUCAAGAUAUUGAUGGGACAGAUGUGUGCUUCUUUGGAAUGCAUGUGCAAGAAUACGGCUCCGACUGCCCUCCUCCCAAUCAAAGACGUGUGUACAUCUCCUACCUUGACAGUGUGCACUUUUUCCAACCCCGUCACCUGAGAACUGGAGUCUAUCAUGAGAUCCUAAUUGGAUACUUGGAGUAUGUUAAAAAAAUGGGGUUUGUCAUUGGCCACAUCUGGGCUUGUCCACCGAGCGAAGGUGACGACUAUAUCUUCCACUGCCACCCAUCGGAUCAGAAGAUUCCCAAACCUAAACGCUUACAAGAAUGGUACAAGAAGAUGCUUGACAAAGCAGUAGCUGAAAGAAUUGUGCACGACUACAAGGACAUUUUUAAGCAGGCAACAGAGGAUCGUCUGACCAGUGCGAAGGAGCUCCCAUAUUUUGAGGGUGAUUUUUGGCCUAAUGUGUUGGAAGAGAGCAUUAAAGAGCUGGAACAGGAGGAGGAAGAACGGAAGCGAGAGGAAAACAACACCUCUAGUGAAAGCAUUGACGCUACCAGUGGUGACAGCAAGAAUGCCAAAAAAAAGAACAGCAAGAAGACUAGCAAGAACAAGAGCAGCUUGAGCCGAGCCAAUAAAAAGAAACCGGGCAUGCCAAAUGUCUCCAAUGAUCUAUCCCAGAAACUCUAUGCUUCAAUGGAGAAACACAAAGAGGUUUUCUUUGUUAUCCGUCUCAUCGCUGGCCCUUCUGCUAAUUCCCUUCCACCCAUUUUGGACCCUGACCCCCUGAUGGCCUGCGAUCUGAUGGACGGACGAGAUGCUUUCCUAACGCUUGCACGAGACAAGCACCUUGAAUUCAGCUCGCUGAGGCGUGCCAAAUGGAGCUCCAUGUGUAUGCUAGUAGAACUGCACAACCAGAGCCAGGACCGCUUUGUCUACACGUGCAAUGAAUGCAAGCACCACGUUGAGACACGCUUCCACUGCACUGUUUGUGAGGAUUAUGAUCUUUGCAUCACUUGCUACAACACUAAGGGCCAUGAGCACAAGAUGGAGAAACUUGGACUGGGUCUUGAUGACGAGAGCAACAACCAGUCUGCAGGCUCCACUCAGAACCCUGGUGACUCGCGUCGUCUCAGCAUCCAACGCUGCAUCCAGUCUCUGGUGCAUGCGUGCCAGUGCCGCAAUGCUAAUUGCUCUUUGCCGUCUUGCCAGAAGAUGAAGAGAGUAGUGCAACAUACCAAGGGCUGCAAACGCAAGACCAAUGGUGGCUGUCCCAUCUGCAAGCAACUCAUUGCGCUAUGUUGCUAUCAUGCCAAGCACUGCCAGGAAAACAAGUGUCCUGUGCCCUUCUGUCUCAACAUCAAGCACAAGCUUCGUCAGCAGCAGCUGCAACACAGGCUUCAACAAGCGCAAAUGCUGCGUAGACGUAUGGCCACCAUGCAGCGAGCAGGGCAGCCGCCACCAUGUGGAGGUGGGCCUCCUGGAGGUCUUCCAUCACCCGGCAACAAUGGGGCCACAGGUCCUAGCACACCUACGUCAGUCGGUACGCAACCUGCAACGCCUCAGACACCCACACAGCUGACACCCAACCUUGCGUCUUUGCCCCAGCCUGGUGUGGGUGGAGUCCCAGCUGGAGCUCCCCAGCAGCCUCCUCAGCAUCCCGUCCACCACCAGUUUCAGCAGAUGCCAGGUGCAGGUGGGAUGAUGACCUCACCGCAGCAACAAAUGGUUCCUCAGCAACCUGUGGGACAACUCCCGCAUCCACACAAUCAGUAUGGUCCCCAUUCCACAGGUCCCUCCCCAAAUCCACAGUCGCAGGGUAAGCCAAGCCUUGGUCCUGCAACUCCUCCGCAACUCCCUAACAACCCAGGCACAGCACCUAUGUCCCAGCAACAGCAACCUUCAGGUCCUCCGCCUGCAGCUGUGGAGAUAGCCAUGAAGAUCCAGCAAGUGGCUGAUGCACAGCGAAAGAUGGCACAGGUUCAAAUGCUACACAGGCAGGCUGCGCAAGCUGGCAUUAGGCCGCAGCACCAUCAGCAGCCCCAGGGACAGAUGGGAGUAGCUCACCCUGGAAUUGGCAUGGUAGGGCCACCAGGAAUAGCCUCGCAGGCACAAACAUCAGCGAACAGAGUGCAGAUGGAACAGCAGCAAGGACCUCAGGGAAUGAUGGUGGGAGCUGGGCCCAUGCCGCAGCAGCAGCAGCAGCCUCAACAGGCAGGUGUUCAAGGCCAGAUGCCACCACAAAUGCAUCUACAGCAGCCGAGAAUGAACCCACCACUUCAGCCUCAGCAGCAACAGUGGCCAGGGCAGGGUAUGCCAACCCAGCAGAGACCUGCCAUGAUGGCUCAACCGGGAAUGGUUGCAAUGCAGCCCCCUCCACAGCAGCAACAACCACAACAAAUGCAACAACAGCAAGCACCCCAAAUGCCGAAUCGAAAUGCCUUGAUGAGUAUGGUGCAGGCUGGUCUGCAGAGUUGCGUAGUAAGUGGGGCAGCAGCUGGCAAUCUGCCUCAGGGAGCCUUGCAGGAUCUUUUGCGGACCCUGCGAUCUCCAAGCUCUCCUCUACAGCAGCAGCAAGUCCUCAACAUUCUUCGGUCUAACCCACAACUAAUGGCAGCAUUUAUUAAGCAGCGGGUUCACAAGUAUAAAGUUGGCCCCGCUGUACCACAGGGUGGGCCAGGACCAAUGGGAGGCCAGCCAGUGAGUGUCAAUACUGGGGUGCCCCAGCCUCGCAUGCACCUUGGACAGGGUGUUAACAUGCAGACUCAAAUUUCUCAGCUCCAAAUGCAACAGCGGCCGCUACUGCAGCAGCAGCAGCAAGUAGCUGCCUUGCAGCAGCAACAACAACAACAGCAGCAACAGCAAGGAAUUCAGGGUCAGGGGGUUCCAAACAUGGCCAACAUGAAUCCACAGUUCAGAGAUCUGGUCAUGAGAAGGCAACAGCAACUACAGUUUCAGCAGCAACAACAACAGCAGCAGCAGCAACAAAUGAGUAAUCACGCAGCAUUCCAACAGCAGCAAGGUUACGUGGGUCAGCAGGGUAACAUCCAAGUCCCGCCAGGAGGUCAACCACUACAAGGUGUGCAACCUGGCCAGCAGCAGAGUUUUCCAGGCAACCCUGCGCAACAGCAAGCUGCAGCUGUCUUGCAACAGAGGCUUGCACAGCAACACCAUCUAAAGAUGCAACAGCAGCAGAAUGCAGCAUCACAAGGUCCCGACGUGGGGCAUGGAGGAGGUCCGCAGCCCACACAAGGAGGUCCCAGUCUUCAGACAUCACAGGCAUUAUUGCAACAGGCUUUGCAUCAGCGUCUGCUUCAACAGCAGCAACAUCUCAGUGGCACCUCGCCGGCACAGCAGAACAACCCCAUGAGCCCGCAUCAGAUGUCUCAGUCACCCCACUUGCAGGGCCAACAGCUCCCAUCCUCCCUCAGCAACCAGGUCUGUUCCCCUCAGCCCUCCCCACGACCCCAGUCCCAGCCACCUCACUCAAGUCCGUCCCCGCGCCUGCAACCACAGCCCUCGCCCCACCACAUCUCACCUCAAACCCAAAUGGGUUCUCCGCAUCCCAGCCACCUUCAGCAGCAUCACUCAGGCAUGGCUCCACCUCCUCCACCUCCCCAACAGCCACAGCACAACUCUAAGGACCCAAGUGGAUUUGGUGCAGAUCAGAACGCCAUGCUAUCUCAGCUCAGUGGCUUGGCAGGACUCCACGGACCUGGAGCUAAUGAUAUGCCGCCCCCUAGUGGCCAGGACCUUGGCAUUAACAUGAAUAACCCUUUAGACAUCAUAUAGUUAUCACAAAUUUCACAAAACCCCCACCAGAGACAGUGUUAGCUUUUUUUUUUUUUAUACUACAAGGAUGAAUUUUGUGUUUUUCAUCAUAAAUGCUUUGAAAAUGGACCCGCCUAGAGAGAUAGCAAAUAAGUAUAGGGGUUUUCUUUUUUUCUUUUGCCAGUUGUGUACAAAGAGAGGAUUGUUUCUCAGCCUCAGAGAACAAACCACAAGUAAUAUUUUCUAUGUCAGGUCCAGGGGAGAACUUUUCCUUUUUCAAGAGAUAUUUUUUAAGAUUUUAAAAGUGGUAUAAAAUUAAAGCGCAAAUGAUUAAGGACUUUUUAUAUAUAUUGUUUCACCAUGUACCAGUCUCUGUUAUGUGAUUUACGGAGUCAUAUGGAACAUUUCAAACAUUGUGAUGCCUAUAUUAUUAUAAUUAUCUGAACAUCAUGCAUACCUUCCUUGUAAAUUUUGAGUUUUGCAUUUUAUUUAUUCUAGCUUUUUUAUUUUGUUGUCAUGAUGGGUUUUGUUCAUGUGUGUUCCCAGAGACUGCUACAGUUCACAUAGAAUAUAUUUUUGUUAAUACCUAUUAAAAUGAGGAGCUAUUCCUUUACUUAAGCUGGAGAUUUAGGUUAUUGAGUAUAAUAUAAAUUACAGUGUUCGGGUUUGGUGAGCGCUCCGCUGCCCAAUGGAUCUUAUUUCAUGCCAUAUUGGAAAUUCCAUUGGACAUCACUUCUUUUGCAACAGGACAAGUUCGUAGAUGCAGACACCCACCCUCAGAAUGUGUAUGCACUCCUUAUAAGAUGGUUAGUGGAGAUGUCUGUACUGGUUGGAUGAAAGUUGUGUGUGUAUAUAUAUAUGUAUAUGUGUGUGUGUGUGUGUGUGUGUAUGUGUGUAUUGGAUGUGGUGCUGGAGUUCAUCAGCUCAUGUGCUCAAAAUCAUGUUAAGCAGCGUUUCACAUAUGAACUGUAUGGCGCAGUGAAACGAUGGAGGAGAGGAGAGCCACUGAUUUCACAGUUUUUCGUCCUUCUUCAGUACCACUGAUUUUCCUCCACUUCCAGAAUCUUCUUUGCUCUGAACUUUGGGAGUUUUAUUUGAAUAUUUUGUACUGUACAAAGGAAACACGAACUGUGGACUUACU